AUGGCUGAGGGGAAAGCGACUGCAUAGUCCGAUAGGCAGACGCUGAAAAGCGUUUGCUUUUCUACCUAGAUAGUUCUAACUAGAUAGUAUCAUUACAUCUUCCAUCUAUUUAUCAGCCAAAGGAACCUCUUCGUUAGUUCUGGAUAUAUUCAUUUGAUUCAAUCUCUCACAUCCAUCACCUACACUCAAAGAUGUCCAAAAAGUGCACCCUCACCAGGACCCAACGUCCGCGCAGAAAUCAUUUCAAAUUCUGGGAACAAGAGCUCUUCGCUCAAAUGCGUCGUAAUACAAGAAGUCCAAAUCUACAUCUCUACGCUCUACCUUUGCCACCCGAUUAUCAGAAACGCGUCUAUCGGAGAACUUGACGGGCUGGACCUAGAAGAUGCCAAAAAACUACAAGAAGCGGCCGAUGAAAUAGUUGCGCAGACUCGGGAGGAUUUCGUGCAGAAAUUUAGUGAUGAGGAACGCGCGAAUGGGAGAUUGAUGUUUAGAAGAAUUAGAGAGCUUUCUGAGGAUGCGAGUUAUGCGGAGACGCGCGAAGAUCAAUG
Molecule: messenger RNA, 548 nt
Organism: Botrytis deweyae
Lineage: Eukaryota; Fungi; Ascomycota; Leotiomycetes; Helotiales; Sclerotiniaceae
Exons: 2
Coding region: 192-365 (57 amino acids)
Source: RefSeq, a predicted model, not a curated record